UAGGAAGAGUAUUCUCGUUAAAAUUCAUUGUUGUUUACAUAUUUCACUUGGAGUAAUAACAAUUAUUUUGCUGCAGAAAUGAGCCGUUCAGGGCAUGAAAUAAAGGAUAGACUUGAUUCUCAGACAUCUCCACCAGUAGAAAUAGUGCCAGUGGAGAGUUCUUCACAUACACAUUUGUCUGAAAGCCAGUCAAAGUUUAUUCAGGACAGAAUAACGGCCACAGAGAAACAUUUUGGUCAGUUAUGUGAAACGUUCUCCUCUUACACACGCAAGACUGCGAGACUCAGAGAUAAAGGUGACCAGAUAUCGAAGGAUUUAAUCAGUUAUGUAGAUGGAGAAACAUUGAAUCCUUCAGCUAAACAACAUUUCUCUGAUUUUGCACAUGACCUCUCUACCAUACAAGACUACAGAAAUGCUCAAGUAACACGACUUGAGUCAAAAGUUCAGCAACCUUUAAGCAAUUAUGGACUUAAGUGUAAACAUACAAAAGCUGACCUUAAGGCAGCAUUUGCUGCCCGAGAUAAGGAAACUAAAAUACGCAAAAAAUUGGAUGUGGCUAGAACAAAAGGUGAUACACGCCAUAUAGCAACUUUAGAGACUGAUUUACAACGUGCCAGUGUAGAUGCCUCACGAACUACAAAAAAUCUGGAGCAGCAAUCAGACAAAUUUGAACUGGAGAAAUUACAAGACGCAAAGAAAAUAAUGACAGAUUUUGUGAUGAUAGAGAUGGCUUUUCAUGCUAAAGCUUUAGAAGUAUAUUCUCAGUGUUACAAAACUUUAAAUGAAAUAAGUGUGGACACAGAUAUCAGGGAGUUUCGAACUAAGAUGCGACCAUCAAGUAGUUCAGCACGUAUGACUAUGGCAAGAUCUGGAUCUGUAUCAUCUGUUAACUCUAGUACAGUUCAUGAGAACACACCACGGGCUGAUUUAAGAGGCUCUCCACACAGACAACAGUCACCACAGAGGCAACAACAGCCGAGAUCUACUGCAAAUGGUGUAGGAAACAUGAUGGAAGAUGAUGAUGAUGAGAGUGAGGAAGGAACAGACGAGGAGGAGGAGACAGAUGAGGAAGAAAGUGAGGAGGAGGAAACCGAGGCAGAGACAGAGAGAAGUCAUCGAGUACAAACUAUACAACCAGCCAGUAGAAGAUAAACAUUCAUACUUCUAUAAAUUGUUAUAAAUCAUUGUGAUAAACUUUGUUUUUAUGCCUCCAUUGUGAGAUUGGAGGUAUAUUGUUUUUGUUCCGUCUAUAACUUAUUCAGACAACAUUAACCUUGCACAUAACAUCUUUUUAAAAGCUUCCUAGUAGAUAAGAAACCUCUUCACAAUUCAGGUAUUCUUAUAUGGCUUUGAUUAGAUAUGGCCUUGAUCCAAAAUGACAUUGAUUUAUAAAAUGACAUUCGUCAAAUGUUGCCUUAAUGCAAUAUGACAUCCAAAAGGCACGGUGUUGAUGAACUUCAUCUUCUUAUUAGGUUUUUGUCAUUUAAUUAUAUAGCCUUACAGCUGAUAUUUAGAUAGAUAAAAAGUAAGAAUCUCAGCCUCCAGAUUAGUUAUGUUGAUUUUAUUAUAUACCAGUAUAUAAUUUUCUAUAUUAAAUGCCUGUAAAAUACAGUCUGACAGAAAAAAUCUGAAUCACUCUUGAGUGUGGCAUUGCAUGUGUUAUGUUAAUUUUGUUAUGUUUGACAGCAUAUAAAAAAAAGGUUAUUAUACAUAUAUAUCUUGAUCUUUACUUGUAUUUUACUCAUGGGUUAAAUUGGUUUGUUCACACUGGACACUUCGUGAGAUCCUAGCUUAGUAAAAUUCACUUGAGUCAAAUAUAAGUUCCAGAUCAAGAUACAGUACCCCUAUAUAACCCUAUCAUAUAUAGUUGUAAGUGAUAGUAUUUUAGUUAGGAAAUAACUUAAAUUUAUUGUAAGAAUUAUUUAUAUUUCAUAUAUUUUCAGUAGUAAACACCCUUAUUCAAUUUUUAAUGCUAGUGAUUUUUUGUGAUUUGCAAAUAUUUUGUGGCUAUAAAGAAUAAAAUUAUGUAUUUAUAAAUCCUAUCCAUGAUUAUUGUUAUGAUUGAGAAUCGUAAGGAAUUUUCAUAAUUGUUAUUUGACUACACAUGGUUUUUCUUCAUUCAGUUGAUUAUUCAGUGAUGUCAAGUUUGACACUGACAUCAAUUAAGGCAAUCAUGAUCAAGGGGGAAAAAACUCCUUCAUUGGAACUUUUUUGCAUAUAUAAUUAACAUGUUGUUUUCAUCAUAUUAUAAUUAUGAUUUUGUAAGGGCUGUGAAAUGUAAAUAUUAUGUUAAUGUUAAAUUGAACGUAUAACGUCUUGGUGCGUAAUGUGUCAUAUUGUCUAGAACAUUAUUGCUUUAAUGUAGUGGCCUUCACCAAACUAUCAUUUGCUUGGAAAUUAGCACCUAGUGUAUUUUUUUUUCUAAAAUUGUUAUAUUUAUCAUUAAACCAUUAUAGUGGAGAGCAUUAUCUAUGCUUAAUGAACAACUAAAAUAUCUAUAAAGGAUUUACGUUAAUGUCUUCAUUCUGCAAUUAUUUUGAAAUGAAGUAUAAUGUUAACAUCUUCAUGCACACUGAAGUAGGCUAUAUACAUUGCUAAUAGAUUAAAAAUUUGUGUGCAUUGCUUUGAUAUUGCAUGAUAUGGAAUUCAGAUGUGCAAUUUUGUAAUCACAAAGGUUGUAGGCCAAAAAUGAUUAUUUACAAACACCCAAACUCCUUGUCUUGCAAUAUACAACAAUGCACUCAAAUCAGAAGUAUUGCCCUCUCAGAUGGGUGUUUCUUUUAAUAGUAAAAGAAAACUUUGUUGGAUAUUUUAAUGAAAGCUGUCAGUCUGUAUUUAUGUUAAAGAUAUGACAGCAAUGUUAGCUUCUAAUCUCUCAUAGUAUAAUUCCAUGUGCAAUAUUUCAGGUGUUAGCAUUUUCUUUUGAAUGAAAUAAUUUUAGGCUAUAUUGACAAUUUUUAUGUUAAUUUGAACUCCUUUCCUGUAGAAUAUACACAUCCUGUAACAGACCUGUCAUUUUUUUAAUGACAAACCUGUAUUUCUCAGUUUUUGAGAGAUUUUUACAUUAACAAUAACUGUGAUAAUUCAGCAUGUUGUAUAGUGUCCAGUAACUUUAGAUGUAUUUACAUCACAGCUACAUGUAUGCAUGGCUUUAAACUGGUCAUUUAGUGGUCAUAAGAUUUAUUUAUAAUUUUGCAUGAUACCAUUUAAGGAAUAACUAUACUACUAGAGGCAUUUUUAUCAUCUUUGUGACUUAAUGACAGUCAGUGGAAUACAUGUAGAGUUCAUUGUUUGGUGCUGACUGCAAGAUCACUGUAUUGGAAUAAGGUCUAAUGUUGUGUGUAAUGUUUCUUACAUUUUUCCAGGUAACAAAGUGUUUUUACCAGGAAAAAAAACAUAUUGCUUAAAUUACAGCAUUGUUAGUAAAACUUAUCGAAAACAGAAAACUUUCAGCAGUUACCUAUUUGUUUUGAAAGAUAUGAUUCUUGUAAAAAUGAUUGUUUUGUAAAACAUACUUUUUGCUGUUCAAAGUAUAAGAUAAUAGUGCCAGCUACGACAGUAACUAUUCUUAAAUUUUGGUCUCCUGAAAAUUACAAAUAUUUCAAGGAUUGCUGACACUUAUGUUAGUAGAGAAGGAAUACUUUAAAAGGUAUUGGAUUAUAAAAUUUAUCUGCUUUAUAUUGUAGUACUUGAGCAUCUGAAAUAGUAAAUAUAUUCAUACUUUUGACACAUUGUAAUUAUUUUAUGAUAGCUAUUUUACAUAAAUAUAUCCGAUAAUCUUAUUUACUUGAUAUCAGAUGAUUUAUUUACUUCAUAUCAGAUGAUUAAUUAAUUUAGUAACAGAUAAUUAUUUAUUUGAUUUUAUAAACCUUAUUUACUUGAUUUCAGAUGAUUAUUUACAUGAUUUUAUAUACCUAAUUUGCUGGAUAUCAGAUAUCUUAUUUACAUGAUAUUAGACAAUUAUUUACUUGAUUUCAUAUAUUUACAUGAUAUCAGAUAUAUUUAUAUUGUUCAGCUCAAGUUGGUUAGUGAUUUUUUUAUGUUGAUCACAUUUUUUCAAACUAAAACUUAAGAAACAAUUUCCUUUUGUAUGUCAUCUGAUUAAGGCCAACUCCUUCAGAUGAUAAAAUAGUACCUAAAAAUCUGACAAAAGGGUGAUCCCUCAGAAGCAUUAAUUUCAACAAAAUUAAGUGAAAAUUUUAGACUUGGUUUGAUUGAGUACAUUGUACAUGAUUGAUAAUGAAAAAUUACGUCCCUCACACACCCUAGCACCGGCUUUAGUAGUACAUUUGUAUUCAAUUUUCAACACUUGACUCAAGUGCUGUAAUCAAUAAUCCUGAAGGACCAGAAAAAUAUUAAUAUCCAUAUUCCUUAUACAACUUUACAUGCUAAAUAUCACUGAAAUUUACUACUUUUAUCACCAUUAGUAACAAAAAUAAUAUUAUUUUGUACAACUUUUCAUACAUUUGUAGUAAGUGCUUUAUACUAGCUUUAAUUUUGUGAGAAUAUUUUUACUGUGAAUUAUCAAGAAAAUUAUCAUGAAUCUAUGGCCACUUUCAAAGUUAAUUAUCAUGCAAAUUAUUAAUGUCUUAAUAGGAAUUGUAAUAUUUCUUUCUGAAAACAACUUUUUACAUGAAAAGGUGCUUGGUAAUGAAGUUAUAAAUAGUAAUGUUUUGAUCAGGUGGUAUAUAUAUUGAAGAAGAAUGAAAUUUUUUGCUUAAAUGUUGAUGUACAUUAACAACUAUUUUGUUUGUAGAUUCUUGGAAUGUAAAUAAAUUUAGUGCCAAAUAAAGCAUUAUUUGAGGCUAUAUGGAGGAUUGUACAUGUAUAUUUAUUAUGAAGAAUAUUUGAUAUUUAAUAAACAUUCAUAAAGAUUA
Molecule: messenger RNA, 4877 nt
Organism: Ruditapes philippinarum (Manila clam)
Lineage: Eukaryota; Metazoa; Mollusca; Bivalvia; Venerida; Veneridae
Product: CBY1-interacting BAR domain-containing protein 1-A-like
Exons: 8
Coding region: 79-1152 (357 amino acids)
Biological process (GO): cilium assembly
Cellular component (GO): ciliary transition zone; ciliary basal body
Source: RefSeq, a predicted model, not a curated record